This is a messenger RNA of Abrus precatorius (Indian licorice), 2661 nucleotides long. Its product is annotated as ent-copalyl diphosphate synthase, chloroplastic-like. Gene Ontology annotation, molecular function: terpene synthase activity; magnesium ion binding. Bases 1 to 2661 code for a protein of 886 amino acids. Gene Ontology annotation, biological process: gibberellin biosynthetic process. The record is from RefSeq and is a predicted model, not a curated record. Lineage: Eukaryota; Viridiplantae; Streptophyta; Magnoliopsida; Fabales; Fabaceae. The transcript has 18 exons. Gene Ontology annotation, cellular component: chloroplast.
AUGUGGGCACCCCAAUCUGAUGAUAAUAUUCAACGUCGUGACAGAACAGGUGCCGCCACUUUUGCUGAUUGGAGUGGCGGUGAUUGGAAAUUUGGAAGAAUGGUAGCAACUAGCAUGCCGGACCCAGAAUUUCGGAAACAGAGGGAGUUCAGAUGUGUUAGUGAUGGUCGAUAUAGAUUAUCUGGUGGUGGCAUAGAUCUGCUUGUAUCAGUAGAAUUUAUUCAAGUCAUAACUUCAACAUCUGACAUGAAAAGUGGACUGAAAGAUAUAUGUCGUGCAAUAUCACUAUGUUGUGAUAUAUGUAGUGUGAGGUAUGUUGUACAAUUGGAUUUGCAUCAGGUUUUACAUCGUGUUGGGAGGUCGGCUGGUAUAUGCGCCUCAUCACGGUGUUGGGGGGCAUGUAGUGGUACACUAUCAGGCAAUUAUGUUGACGAAUUGCCAUCCUCUAUAUGGCUUGAGACAGUAAAGGAUGAUGAUAUAAACGAGGAAGCUGCUCACCAGGUUUUGGUAACAAACGAGAUUCGAAGGAAGAUAAAUGCUAUCAAGUUAAUGUUGGAUUCCAUGGAAGAAGGAGAGAUAACCAUAUCAGCUUAUGACACAGCAUGGGUUGCUCUAGUAAAAAAUGUUAAUGAUGAAAAUUCACCUCAAUUCCCAUCCUGUCUUGAAUGGAUUGCCAAUAAUCAGCUACCCGAUGGCUCCUGGGGAGACGUUGAAUUAUUUGAAGCCCAUGACCGACUUAUUAACACCUUGGCUUGUGUUGUUGCUUUAAGAUCAUGGAAUAUGCAUCAUGACAAGUGUGAGAAAGGAAUUAAAUUCUUCAAGGAAAAUCUACACAAGCUUCAGGAUGAGAAUGUAGAGCAUAUGCCAAUCGGGUUUGAAGUUGCUUUUCCUUCUCUCCUCGAUUUAGCCGCAAGUUUGAAUAUUGAAGUGCCAGAUGAUUCUCCUAUCCUGAAACACAUUUUUGCAAUGAGAGACAUAAAGCUCAAAAAAAUACCGAAAGAAGUGAUGCACAAGGUGCCCACAACAUUGCUCCAUAGUUUGGAGGGAAUGCCAAAUUUGGACUGGAAACAACUUCUUCAGCUGCAGUCCCAAGACGGGUCAUUCUUAUUCUCUCCAUCCUCCACAGCUUAUGCUCUUAUGAUGACCAAAGAUGAAAAUGCUCUCAAAUACCUGGAAAAAACAGUCAAGAGGUUCAAUGGGGGAGUUCCAAAUGUCUUCCCGGUGGAUUUGUUUGAACACAUAUGGGUUGUUGAUCGGCUAGAUCGUCUUGGAAUUUCAAGAUACUUUCAAUCAGAGAUCAUGGAUUGUGUGAGUUAUAUUUCCAGAUUUUGGACUGAGAAGGGUAUUUGCUGGGCAAGGAAUUCAAAUGUUCAAGAUAUAGAUGACACAGCAAUGGGAUUUAGACUGCUAAGGUUGAAUGGUCACCAAGUUUCACCGAAUGUGUUCGAGCAUUUUAAGAAAAAUGGUGAAUUCUUCUGCUUCUCUGGGCAGUCAAACCAAGCUGUGACAGGGAUGUUUAAUCUUUUUAGAGCAUCUCAAGUGCUAUUUCAAGGAGAGAAGAUUCUUGAGGAUGCCAAGAAUUUUUCAGCAAACUUUUUAACUGAGAAACGUGCUGCUAACGAGCUCCUAGAUAAAUGGAUCAUAACCAAAGACUUACCUGGCGAGGUUAGUUACGCGCUGGAUGUGCCCUGGUAUGCUAGCUUAUCCCGAUUGGAGACAAGAUUUUUCCUUGAACAAUAUGGUGGCAACAAUGAUGUUUGGAUUGGCAAGACCCUUUAUAGGAUGCCCCACGUGAACAGUGAUCUUUAUCUGGAGCUCGCAAAGUUGGAUUACAGCAACUGUCAAGCAGUGCAUUGUGCAGAAUGGGAAAAAAUCCAAAGGUGGUACUCGGAAUCAGGACUAGAGGGGUUUGGAUUGAGCAAAAGAAGUGUCCUAUUUGCUUACUUUGUAGCAGCUGCAAGCAUAUUUGAGUCUGAGAGGUCUCGAGAGCGACUUGCAUGGGCAAAAACACUAGCGUUGCUCGAGACACUGAGGUCCUUUAUAAAGGAUAAAGAAACUAGGACUGCAUUUGUGGAGCGGUUUAACAGCAGCAUUAACGGACCAAACCAUUCAAACAAGCAAUUGAACAAGAGAGAGGAUGAACUCCUGGAGAUUUUGCUGGCAAACCUUGAUUACCUUGGGUUUGAGAUGUUCAAGGCUCAUGGUCAAGAAGUUUCUCAUUUUUUGAAUCAAACAUGGCAAGGCUGGCUGUCAAGUUGGCAAAAUGAAGGGAAAAGCACUCAAAGAGAAGCAGAACUGAUUGUUGAAACCAUAAAUUUAAUGGCUGGCUUUUGGUCAGAAGAACUUCAGCUCAAUCCACAGUACCAUAGGUUGCUGGAAGUUGCCAAUAGAGUCUGCCAUGGGCUCCGAAAUUACCAAAACGACAAGGCACAUGACAGUGGCAAAAGUAAGCUGAGUACAACCACUAUCACUACCCCUGAAAUAGAAUCAGAUAUGCAAGAACUUGUGCAACUGCUGGUCCAAAAUUCCUCAGAUGGCGUGCACUCCAAUAUCAAAAAUUCAUUUCUUACAGUGACUAAGAGCUUCUACUAUGCAGCAUAUUGUGACCCAGAGAACAUCGACUCUCAUAUUGAGAAGGUUCUCUUUCAAAAAGUGAUGUAA